Sarcophilus harrisii (Tasmanian devil) is the source of this 4106-nucleotide messenger RNA. It is a transcript of the gene NADK, whose product is annotated as NAD kinase. The coding region runs from base 1249 to 2379 and encodes 376 amino acids. Gene Ontology annotation, molecular function: NAD+ kinase activity. The record is from RefSeq and is a predicted model, not a curated record. Gene Ontology annotation, biological process: NAD+ metabolic process; NADP+ biosynthetic process. NCBI's taxonomy places the organism in Eukaryota, Metazoa, Chordata, Mammalia, Dasyuromorphia, Dasyuridae. The transcript is spliced from 10 exons.
CCUUAAAUCACCUUGGCCUUGCCUGCCCCGCUUUGAGCUUCUUGGCUCUUGUUAGAAACACACACUGAAAAUGUAGCAGGCCCUCCCUUUGGAGACUGGACCGGGUUACAAUGUUUCUGUUGUUCCCACCAUGUUUCCCCCUUAUUCAUCAGACAUCCCAUGUUCAAAAAUGGAGGAAAACUCCUGGGAUAGGUUCUUUAAUAAUCCGUUAGUCCGUUAAGCAGGUGCAGUAGCGAUUUGGUCAGGUCCGGUCACUGACCCCACGACUAAUUUGGGCUGGAUCGCCUGUUAGCUAAAGUUUGUGUUUUUCUCAGAACCAUGAGACUUUCUGAUUGGCCGAGUCCAGCUGUGCCUUCUCCCCAAUUCCUUGUUUGCUCAAGGCUUCUAUUGAUCUCUUAAUUGUUCUGUGGAGUUUUAACCUUCCUCAGCCUCUCCAUUUGGAAAACCUCUUGGUCAUGGUCCCCACCAUCUCACCCUACCCAAGGCUUGCAACACUCUGGAAACCCAAGUUUCCAGGACUUCCCUCACUCCAGCAGGCUCCGCCCAACUCUGGCCAGAGCCCCUCCCACGGGGCUGAGCCAGACCAGUGAGAAUCCUGGCUUUCACCCUGGGCCGAGUGUGGAGACAGUGGGCAGGGCUGGUCCUCGGGUGCUGCUGGGGCCCGAGGGAGCCGGAGCCGGCAGGCACCUUCCCUCUCACCCUCUUUAAGAGCAGUUUAGCAGUUUAUUCAGAGGCCAAGUUAAGGUUUGCGAGCACUGACAGGUUUUGCUUUGGUUUUGGGGGAUUUAAAAAGAAGCAGGAGCAGAUUGAUCUCAGAUGGCUAACUUAUUUAAGAGCUAAGAAUCCCACGAUUUUUCCCAUGGUGCCGAUUUUUAGAAACAAUCUGGCAGACUUUAUUUGGGGGGGUCCUUGAGAAAGGGUCGUAUUAUGAGAGACAUAACAUGAGGGACGGUGGUUUUAGAGCAUUUGAAUUUCAGCUGGCUCUUUGGCUUAGUAAGUAGUUUUAAAAAUCUCCAGAAGAUGACUUAGCAUUGUGUUUUGGAAUUACCACUUUAGUAUUUGGAAAUCAAGUUCACCUUGAUUCAAUGCAUAACUGGGAGAAGUUGGGUGUGUUUUGAGCUUUGUUAGCUUGUCUUAAACCUUUCUUUGCCUGCCAAGAGAAACAAAAUUCUUUUCACAAUGGCAGCAGUCUUGCUUAAAAUAAAUGAGAAAUAUUUCAAGAAUUAUUUGUGAUUUUGGAAGAAAGCCAUGAAGAUCAUAAAGAAUGUUAUGAACGACGUCUCGUUUAACAAAAAUACCUGGAAAUGGCACAUUCAGGAUCCAGCAAGCCAGCGGUUGACAUGGAACAAAUCUCCAAAGAGUGUCCUUGUAAUAAAAAAGAUACGAGACGCCAGUCUCCUGCAGCCUUUUAAAGCCCUCUGUGCGUAUCUUAUGGAGGAAAACAACAUGAUUGUUUAUGUGGAAAAAAAAGUUCUAGAAGACCCUGCCAUAGUGAAUGAUGAAAAUUUUGGAACCGUGAAGAAGAAAUUUUGUACCUUCAGGGAAGAUUACGACGACAUCUCCAAUCAGAUAGACUUCAUUAUCUGCCUGGGAGGUGAUGGGACCUUGCUUUAUGCUUCUUCACUUUUCCAGGGCAGCGUGCCUCCGGUUAUGGCCUUCCACCUGGGAUCCCUCGGCUUUCUCACCCCAUUCAACUUUGAGAACUUCCAGUCCCAAGUGACUCAGGUGAUCGAAGGAAACGCUGCCAUCGUUCUCCGGAGCAGGCUCAAGGUCAAGGUGGUCAAGGAGUUCCGGGAAAAGAAAGCCACGCUGCAGAAUGGCAUCGAGGAGAACGGGGUGCUGCCCGCCGGCCUGGAAAAGGACAGUAACAGGCUGAUGAUGCACUACCAGGUUCUGAACGAGGUGGUGAUCGAUCGGGGCCCCUCCUCAUACCUCUCGAAUGUGGACGUUUAUCUGGACGGACACCUGAUAACCACAGUCCAAGGGGAUGGAGUGAUCGUGUCCACGCCCACGGGGAGCACAGCAUAUGCCGCUGCCGCCGGAGCCUCCAUGAUUCACCCCAACGUCCCUGCCAUCAUGAUCACGCCCAUCUGUCCCCACUCGCUGUCCUUCCGGCCCAUUGUGGUGCCCGCCGGCGUGGAGCUCAAGAUCACACUGUCACCGGAAGCUCGGAACACAGCGUGGGUUUCAUUUGAUGGGCGGAGGAGACAAGAAAUCUGCCAUGGAGACAGCAUCAGCAUCACUACCUCUUGUUACCCUCUCCCCUCCAUCUGUUUCCGGGACCCGGUGAGUGACUGGUUUGAGAGCUUGGCCGAGUGUCUGCACUGGAACGUCCGGAAAAAGCAGAACCACUUCACCGAGGAGGAAGAGGAGUUCUAGGGGGCCGGCGGCGCCCCGCCAUGGCCACGAUCCGGGGGGAACCGUGUGCAAAUCCUUUCAAUGUGUUCUUUUAUCUUCAGCCCCAGCCCCUGGAACUUGACCAAUCUGUGUGCGUCCGUGUCUGUAAAUAUAUAGAGAGAUAUAAUAUAUCUAUUUUUGAAUACGGUGAUGUACCUCAUAUCAAUUGUCUGAUCUGCUGAUGACCAGAUAUCAUGUUAUUUCCUAUCCACUGGCCAAAGGAAAGAGUUAAAAAUUUGUCUUUUUGUCAACCAAAUUGACUUUGUUUAAUGUUUUGGAUUCAGUUUCCUUUUGUGUUUUCUAAAAUAAGAAAAAUUAGAAACGAGGCGGCAUUUGAGAGCACGAAUUCACCUGCUCAUUUAUAGUUUCCAAUUCAGAGCGAUUUUCUAUGCCGAAAUUAAAAAUGUGACAUUACGAUAGUCUGCAUCCUUCCUAUUUGUGAUUCCACAUGUAUGGAGUUUUCAUAGAUCGGCCUAUUUCAAAUUCAGAGGGGACACGGAUGACUUCAUCGGUCCUUUGGACUCUAAAACAAAAAAACCUGUUCUUUGAUGUUUGAAUAAAUGGAUCACAGCCAAAUGUCUUCCUUCAGCAGAUGAUUCUAAAAUACUUUCCCCCUCUGUGUACAUAUAAUUUAUCUUUAUUUUUCCUAAGACUAUCAGGGGAAACGCUUCUGCAGAGAUAAAAUUAAAAGGACAUUUUAGGUAGUCAUUUGGAAGGAUUGUGAUUUGUUUUUGUCUUUGAGGUUAUGUGAACAGCCCUCCCUCUGAGUCAGUGGCGGCCUUGCCUUUCCCUGGGGCCCAUGGCUCUGGCUGCUGGUGCUCCCCCUCCCCCCAGGCCCCCAUGGACCCUUUGACCAGCAUCGGAGAGAGUUCUUUUUUCUUCCCUACUUAACUCUAGUAAAGGAGAAAAAAAAUCCAAGCAGAGCUCGGACCCGAAGGCGCCUGGAGUUCUGGCUCCCGGAGGCCUCUCCGGUCGGUCCCCAGCUUCCCCCGUGCCCCAGAAAGCAGCAGGACGGGACGGAUGGCCUUGCCCCAGGAGGCCGAUCAGACACUGCCCACAUUCCUCACCUAGCAACCACGGUGCCUUCAGCACGCGCCAAGAGACUUUCCAUCGAGACGGACUUUAUAACAAUUCUGCUCGACUUCCAGAAGGCCCCGAGGGUCUGAGUUGGUCCUGACGCAAAGUAGCCACGUGGGGGUCCUACGUGGUCACGCUGCUGGCCAGCCCAGAGAGGGGGCCACGGGCAAGGAGCAGGGAAAGGAAGGGGCGGCUCUGACACUCUAUGGCCCAUGAGAUGGAUUUGAUGGUGGCGACUCACAUUAGCGAAAGGAGAGCAGGGGACUGGGAAAUCCCCCCGCAACCUGGACGGCUUUUCUCUCUCCUGCCCUCCUCCUCGGGUCCGCUUUGUCGAUCAAGAUGGGAGAGCUUUGCAAAAACCAAGCUCUCGAGGGAACCGUGUCAAUUCGACUUGGAAAUUAUGUACGUGGAUGUAAAUUACCAGUCUGUACAGGUUUUGUGAAGUUUGGGGUGCGUUGUGGUUUGGGUAAGCGAGCCCCAUCAGGCGAGGGUCUGAAUGGGCUCAGGUGGGCUUUAGUGCUUCAUUUUUCACGUGUAAGUAUGAUGUAGCUUCUCUCUCAAUGCUUACUAUUUCCUCGAGGAAUUAAUUGAGAUAACUAUUUCCUUUCUGAUUUUUUUUCCAUUGAAAUAGU